AUGGACUGUUGGAAAUGCGAAGGAGAGGUUGCUGGUGGCAAAGGCCUCCCCCAGGGCCUGUCACACCAUGGUGCUCCCACUGUCGUCUCCCGCAAGGAGUGGGGGGCCAGAUCACCGACCUGCGGCGGCCAGCUGGCCCCGUCUGUGCCCUACGUCAUCACGGACCAGCUCCUGGGGGUAGAAUGCCGGGAGCAGAACGAUUGCAGCCAGAAGCUGCGGGACCUUCAGUCCCGUGCUGUCUACACCCAAGGCCGGUGCGACGUGGCCUACAACUUCCUGGUUGGGGACGAUGGCAAGGUGUACGAAGGUGUCGGCUGGGGCGUGCCAGGCAUGCACACCCCGGGUUACAACAACAUCUCCCUGGGCCUCGCCUUCUUCGGCAGUAAGAUAGGCAGCAGUCCCAGCCCAGCUGCCUUAUCAGCUGCAGAGGACCUGAUCUUCUAUGCUAUCCGGAAGGGUCGCCUGUCACCCAGGUAUAUCCAGCCACUUCUCUUGAAAGAAGAGGUCUGUUUGAGCCCUCAGCAGCCAGUGAUGCCCAGGACAGCUUGCCCCAUCAUCAUUACGCGGUCAACUUGGGAAGCCAGAGAGACACACUGCCCUAAAAUGAACCUCCCGGCCAAAUAUGUCGUCAUCAUCCACACCGCUGGGGCGCCUUGCAAUGAAUCCAUGGAGUGUCAGUCACGUGUCCGAGACAUACAGUCCUUCCACAUGGACAGGCAGGACUUCUGUGACAUCGGAUAUCACUUCCUGGUGGGCCAGGACGGCGGUGUGUAUGAAGGAGUUGGCUGGCAUCACGAAGGCUCUCACACUUACGGAUACAAUGACAUUGGCCUUGGAAUUGCGUUCAUGGGCAACUUUGUAGAAAAGCCCCCUAACGCCGUGGCGCUGAAGGCGGCCCAGACCCUGAUCCAGUGUGCGGUGGACAAGGGAUACCUGAGCCCCAACUACCUUCUGGUGGGGCACAGUGACGUUAUCAAUACUCUGUCUCCUGGGAAGGCUUUGUACAACAUCAUCAGUACCUGGCCUCAUUUCAGACAGUGAGGGAGCCCCUGCUCCCCGAGACUGUCCCCUCACGGUGUCCCCCACAGACUGCUGGGUCUCCCCUGUCCUCACCCUCCACCCUGGCUCAACACCCCAUAUCACCUCUCUGCCAGCCCCAUCUGUCCCACCUCUCUCAGGUUGGUAUGAUCCUCUCCUGCUAGCAUCCUCCAGCGACCCCCAAACCCCGUGGCUGGGCACCCCAGCCCUCUGAGUCUGGGCCCAGCCUUCCCCUCUCCUCAUCUUCCUCUCCCCUGGGCACCCAGCUCCUCCGCCCAGUGACGUGAUGGCUGGUCCCUGUUCUCGCUCGCUUUGUAUGUGUCCCUCUGCCUGGUACACUUGCCCUGCUGUCUGCUCAGCAGCCCCUGAGCCUCACACAGGACCCAGGUCAGUGCCCAGCCCCUCCUCUCUGCUCACACACUGAUUUGUCCAUACGUCAAUGCAGCCCUUGUUCAGGGCUUAAUUGUUUCUAGACGUGUCUGUUUUCCUGACCGUGUCUACUCUGUCUGACUGGUCCAGUUUUUCCGCCUCUGUGUCCUCAGUUUCCCAGCAGUGUCUGUAAUCUAGUAGGUAGUACAGAUGUUUGCGGAAGAAAUGAAUGAAUAAACAAAUGAGUAGAAUCAAGUCCCUGCUUCCCUUUCCAAUUUGCUCAUCAUCCCAUUUUUGGGGAACCCUUCCUGAACCCCAUCCCACCAGCAUCCUCUCUGUUCCCGUUUCCUCUGACUGAGGCUCAGAGCUGGCUGUGGUUACUUGUCUGUAAUGGUUGCGGUGUCUCCUGGGUCCCGUGUCCCCAUCCUCCCAGAGCUCCAAGAGGGCAGGGACCACGCAGUCCUGCAGGCUCAGGCUGAGUCCACGCAUGGCGCCUGGUGCCUGCUGCCUGCCCUU
Molecule: messenger RNA, 1923 nt
Organism: Hipposideros armiger (great roundleaf bat)
Lineage: Eukaryota; Metazoa; Chordata; Mammalia; Chiroptera; Hipposideridae
Product: peptidoglycan recognition protein 3-like
Exons: 7
Coding region: 1-1041 (346 amino acids)
Biological process (GO): peptidoglycan catabolic process
Molecular function (GO): zinc ion binding; N-acetylmuramoyl-L-alanine amidase activity
Source: RefSeq, a predicted model, not a curated record